Lactuca saligna is the source of this 387-nucleotide messenger RNA. The record is from the annotation of a GenBank genome assembly. Lineage: Eukaryota; Viridiplantae; Streptophyta; Magnoliopsida; Asterales; Asteraceae.
AUGCUUACGGAGCGUCGCCGCCUCCGCCGUAACCCUACCACCACCCCUUCUCUUAUGAAGAAAUAUGUACCCUAUGGAUUGGGGAUUUACCCUAUUGGGCUGACGAAUCCUACCUUCAUUCCUGGUUUGCUGUCGCCAAUGAGAUUUGUGGAGUUCGCUUCACAUUCAACAGCAGGAAGGGUUCUAAAAUCAUAUGCUGGCACUGAACAUUCCAUCUUCGUAGGCGAUUUAGCACCAGAUGUUACCGAUUAUUUACUGCAAGAAACCUUUUACACUCAAUAUCUAUCUCUAAGAGACACCAAAGUCAUCACAGAUCCCAACGCAGGACGCUCAAAAGGAUACGAUUUUGUUAAAUUGCAGACAAAAUGGAAAGAAAUCGUGCCAUGA